AUCUGCUCCCGGGGCUUACCGGGACAAGGACACGGGGGGGGUCCCGGGGGUCCCUUCCCGCUCCGCUCCCCCCACACCCCCAUCCCGGUAACCGGGCCUCACUGCGCAUGCGCGCCGAGAAGCUGCUGGAAGGGCAGCGGGCGGUGGUGGGGGGGCCUCGCCGCGCACGCGCGGUGGCGGCGGCGGGAGGAGGCGGCGGCGGCGGCGCGCGCGGGGCGCGGGGAUUUUGCUGCGUCACCACGGGCCGAGCGCGCGCGGGGCAUUGUGGGAGCGAGGCCGCGCCGAGCCCCGAGCCCGCCCGGAGCCACCGGAGCCUCCACCGGAACCCCCGGAACCCUCCCGGCACCGCCUCCACCGCCACCCGCACAGCCCGCAGCUCGAGCCGCACCCCGCAGCAGCGCCCCGCCGGAGCCGUCGCCAUCCGCCAUGCAGCCUGCCUCUGCAAAGUGGUACGACCGGAGGGACUACGUCUUCAUUGAGUUCUGUGUUGAAGACAGCAAAGACGUAAAUGUAAAUUUUGAAAAGUCCAAACUCACGUUCAGUUGUCUUGGAGGAAGUGAUAACUUUAAACAUUUAAAUGAAAUCGAUCUUUUUAAUAAUAUCGAUCCAAAUGAAUCAAAGCAUAAAAGAACAGACAGAUCCAUCUUGUGUUGUUUACGAAAAGGAGAGUCUGGUCAGGCAUGGCCAAGGUUAACAAAAGAGAGGGCAAAGCUCAACUGGCUCAGCGUGGACUUCAACAACUGGAAAGACUGGGAAGAUGAUUCAGAUGAAGACAUGUCCAAUUUUGAUCGCUUUUCUGAGAUGAUGAACAACAUGGGAGGAGACGACGACGUAGACUUGCCAGAAGUAGAUGGGGCAGAUGAUGUGAGUAUGUGGGUGUAGUGAACACCUGCAGGUCCUGCACUCACCCCUCAGCACUAAAAAGGGCUUAAAUAGCCCCAAACUUUCUUUGCACAGGUGAUGUCACCUGGGGAGGCCCUUUCCCUCCCCUCUCAGCACUGCUGGGGACACCAGUGUGGUGUGUGUGUCCCUCUGCAGUGGCUGGGGUCUGCACUGAGGCCACACUGAGCUCCUCAAAAUCCAGAUUUGGGCUCACUGAGCUCCUCAAAAUCCAGAUUUGGGCUCACUGAGCUCCCCAAAAUUCAGAUUUGGGAGCAGCAGCUCUUUG
Messenger RNA from Pyrgilauda ruficollis (rufous-necked snowfinch), 1168 nucleotides. It is a transcript of the gene PTGES3, whose product is annotated as prostaglandin E synthase 3. Gene Ontology annotation, molecular function: protein-folding chaperone binding; Hsp90 protein binding; prostaglandin-E synthase activity. Lineage: Eukaryota; Metazoa; Chordata; Aves; Passeriformes; Passeridae. Gene Ontology annotation, biological process: protein folding; prostaglandin biosynthetic process; chaperone-mediated protein complex assembly. Gene Ontology annotation, cellular component: cytosol; nucleus. The record is from RefSeq and is a predicted model, not a curated record. Bases 427 to 882 code for a protein of 151 amino acids. The transcript has 6 exons.